GGCGGGCGGGGAAGUGCUAGCGGGCGCACCGAGAGCGGCGGCAGCGCCGGAGCGCAGGUCCCUCUGGAUGCCGUGUUGUCCUGUUGUGUCAUCUGUAACACUCAGCUUCAUGUCAUCUGUGAACUUGCUGAAGUGCGCUCAACCUCACUGUCUAGGUCAUUGAUAAAGGAAGCUAUUGAUUGUCUAGAAAUUAAACGAGGGCGUGAGAAGUCUGAUUGAUCAAGGUGGAAGUUUUUUUUCCAAGAGCCUUUUCACAACUGCCUUUUGCAAAAUCUUCCGACGGUCCCAUUAGUGCCAUGCUUUGUGGCUCUCACCGUAAGAGGAAUUUGUCUUGAUGAAGAUUCCUAACAUUGGUAAUGUGAUGAAUAAAUUUGAGAUCCUUGGGGUUGUAGGUGAAGGAGCCUAUGGCGUUGUACUUAAAUGCAGACACAAGGAGACACAUGAAAUUGUGGCUAUCAAGAAAUUCAAAGACAGUGAAGAAAAUGAAGAAGUCAAAGAAACCACUUUACGAGAGCUUAAAAUGCUUCGCACUUUGAAACAGGAGAACAUUGUGGAGCUGAAGGAAGCCUUCAGAAGAAGAGGAAAAUUAUACUUAGUUUUUGAAUAUGUGGAAAAAAAUAUGCUUGAAUUGCUAGAAGAAAUGCCAAAUGGAGUUCCACCAGAGAAAGUGAAAAGCUACAUCUACCAGCUAAUUAAAGCAAUUCAUUGGUGCCAUAAGAAUGAUAUUGUUCAUCGAGAUAUCAAGCCAGAGAAUCUCUUAAUAAGCCACAAUGAUGUUCUGAAGUUGUGUGACUUCGGCUUUGCUCGUAAUCUCUCUGAAGGAAGCAAUGCUAACUAUACAGAAUACGUGGCUACCAGAUGGUACCGCUCACCUGAGCUCCUGCUUGGAGCCCCUUAUGGCAAGGCUGUGGAUAUGUGGUCUGUGGGCUGCAUCCUGGGCGAGCUGAGCGACGGGCAGCCCUUGUUCCCUGGCGAGAGUGAGAUUGACCAGCUCUUCACCAUUCAGAAGGUGCUGGGCCCACUGCCAGCCGAGCAGAUGAAGCUCUUCUACAGCAACCCACGCUUCCACGGCUUGCGGUUUCCAGCAGUCAAUCAUCCACAGUCUUUAGAGAGAAGAUACUUGGGAAUUUUAAGUGGUGUAUUACUUGAUCUUAUGAAGAACUUGCUGAAGUUAGAUCCAGCAGAUAGAUAUUUGACAGAACAAUGUUUGAACCACCCUUCGUUUCAAACCCAAAGACUCUUGGAUCGCUGUGGGAGUUCACCUUCACGGUCAGCUAAGAGAAAACCUUACCAUGCAGACAGCAACAGUUUAUCCAACAGAAAUCAAGCCAGCAAAAGUUCUGCUUUGCAGUCACACCACAGAUCAAACAGCAAGGAUUUGCAGACACUAGGGGCUGGCGGGCCAAGAGAAGAGGGGCUUCCAGCAAAUGAGAGCUUUUUAAAUGGAAACCUUCCUGGACCUGCACCUGCACCUAGUCCAAUGCACGCAAAAAAACCGAGCAACACACCCGGAUCUGGCAACAAGGAUAUAGCCAAUAAUAACAUGCCGCAUCUUCUCAGCCCAAAGGAACCAAAGGGAAAAACAGAGUUCGAUUUUAACGUGGACACCAAAAGUUCUGAUGGUUCAGGCACAAAGUACCUGAAGUCUAACGCCAGAUCUCAGCAGAACCGGCACUCCUUUAUGGAAACUUCCCAAAGCAAAACCGGGACGCUGCAGCCCGGCGACAAGCACAGUCGCCACAGCUACAUCGACACCAUCCCACAGUCUUCUAAGAGUCCCUCCUAUCGGACAAAGUCCAAGAGCCAUGGAGUUCUGACAGACUCAAAAUCCGUGGGCAACCUCUCUGAGGCCAGGGCCCAAGCUGCAGAACCAAACACCAGUAGGUAUUUUCCAUCCAGCUGUAUGGACUUGAACUCUCCUACCAGUCCGAGCGCUCCCCGGCACAGCGAUAACAGAACUAUGCUCAGUCCGUCCGCGAGGAAUAACCGCAGCGAGGGUACCCUGGACACCCGAAGACCGCCAACAAGACACUCCAAAACAAUGGAGGAGUUAAAACUGCCAGAUCACAUGGAUGGAAGCCAUUCCCACUCUCUGUCUGCUCCACAUGAGUCUUUUUCCUAUGGUCUAGGUUAUACCAGUCCUUUUUCUUCACAGCAGCGCCCUCAUAGACACUCUAUGUAUGUGAGCCGGGACAGAGUGAGGUCAAAGGGCUCAGAGGGUGGCUUAAGCAUAGGGCAAGGGAUGGCAGCCAGAGCAAACAGCCUGCAACUGUUAUCUCCACAGGUGCAGCAUAAGUCACUCACAAGGUCUGUUGGCUCAUCACGAGAAGACUGUACGGAUGAUUCUAAUAGGGGUGGAGCAUAUCAUGAUCCACACACAGAAGAUGGAGCAUCUACUAAGGAGAAUAGAAUUCUGUAUAAUGACCCUGUUCCAAGAAGAGUUGGCAGCUUUUACAGAGUUCCAUCUCCGCGUCCAGAGAGCACCUACAUAGAAAACAAUGUGUCCAACAGAGCCUCGGUGUUGCCAGCAGACAGCACCACGGUGACAAACCAUCCCAAGAGACAAACCACCUUUGAUACCUGGAAAAGUCCUGAAAACCUUAACAGUCACUCAGAACAGCUCAAGGAGAAAGAAAAGCAAGGUUUUUUCAGGGCAAUAAAAAAGAAAAAGAAGAAAUCUCAAAAUACAGACUCAAGCAACGGCGAGAAUCCAAGCAUCAAGAAAUCCCUCUUUCCUCUUUUUAAUUCAAAGAAUAAUUUAAAGCAUAGCUCUUCUUUGAAAAAACUUCCUGUAGUCACUCUACCAAUGAUGCCUAACACUGAAGGUCAGGAUCUCUUGGCAUUACAGAAAGCCAUUCAUUCUUCCAAUCACCAGAGCAGCAGGCCGAAGGAUUGGCAUCCUGAGAAGAUGACAGAAAUCCAGCCUCAUAGCCAGCCGUUAAAAUCUCUUCGGAAGCUCCUACACCUCUCCUCAAACCAUCCUGUCGCUGCUGAGCCCCGCUUCCAGCCCCUACCCAGCCAGCCAGCCAAAGCUUCUUUUCCUGAAGUGCGAAUCCACCCCAUGAGUCAAGGCUCCGGCAGCGGCGGCAGCAACGUGCGGCCGGAGCCCCAGCCGAAGAGCCGGCCGACGCUGCAGAUCCCGAGCCAGCUGGAGCCCACCUGGCACGUGUCCCCCGUGAACAGGAGCGUGAGCGAUGGGCCCCCCUACUCCGAGCAGCUGCCUUCCAAGAGCGGACAGAACGGGCACACCUACAGCCGAACAAACCGGGCGCGGAUGCCGAACCUGAACGAUCUCAAGGAGACGGCCUUGUAACUGCCCUGCAGCAAAGGGAGCGGUGUGGGUGGAGAGCGGCGCAGGGCGGCGGUGCUGGUUCUGGCCAUGGUAAGACUGCAUUUUCAGCUUUAUAAAGGUGUGCAAUAUGUACGUGUGGAGCGAUGCCGUUCGGCACCACGAGAGAGUCAGGGAUCAUACGGGAACGCGAGUGGAACUGCGAAUUACCGGGCAUCAGAAAUGUCACGGGAUGCCAGGCAGAGUGUGCCGGUUAGGGAGAAAAAUGCACUGUCAUUUUCUCUCAUUUACAUUCCAGCUUAGUGCACAUCUCUGUCUGAAAGCUAAGAAACUUCUGGUAUGUGUUGGCACUUAUAAGGGUGAAAACAUUGUCUAGGCCUAUGCCCUUACUACAUUUUUUGCUGCCUAGUUAAAACAGUGGGGUUUAUGUGAUAAAAGUGUAUCCCUGUUAAGGGUUUAAAGUUAAAUUGUAUGUCUUAAAUUUGUUUUUUAAACUUCCAUAUUUGAUAGGAUUUGUAAUAUUUAUUUAUGAUGACCUAAUAUCGUACUGUUAUAAUCAUAUCUUUUAUGUUAUAAUGUAAAGUUAUUUUGAGCUGUUUGAAACAUUGUGAAGCAGUGCAACAGCUACAGUAGUUUCUAUAAAAAACUAACGGUAACAUUUAUAUAUUGCAUCAGGAGUAUUUUAUUCUAUAUAUAAAUAUAUAUAUAAAUGGAAAAUAACUGUCUGUUUUUUAAAUAUACUCAUUUAAAAGAAAAGUAUUGUUAUGACACUAUCUGCCAUAUUUUUUAUACAUUUGUGAUAUAAAGUGCAGUAUUAUACUUCUAAUAAAGGGAAGUUGAAUGUGGAUAUAAACGUGAC
Hirundo rustica (Barn swallow) is the source of this 4148-nucleotide messenger RNA. RefSeq names its product cyclin dependent kinase like 5 (gene CDKL5). The record is from RefSeq and is a predicted model, not a curated record. The coding region runs from base 335 to 3313 and encodes 992 amino acids. Gene Ontology annotation, cellular component: dendrite cytoplasm; nucleus. The transcript has 19 exons. Gene Ontology annotation, biological process: protein phosphorylation; regulation of dendrite development; positive regulation of axon extension. Lineage: Eukaryota; Metazoa; Chordata; Aves; Passeriformes; Hirundinidae. Gene Ontology annotation, molecular function: ATP binding; protein kinase activity.